Molecule: messenger RNA, 1639 nt
Organism: Bombyx mori (domestic silkworm)
Lineage: Eukaryota; Metazoa; Arthropoda; Insecta; Lepidoptera; Bombycidae
Gene: Mf-cpa
Product: molting fluid carboxypeptidase A
Biological process (GO): proteolysis
Molecular function (GO): metallocarboxypeptidase activity; zinc ion binding
Source: RefSeq, marked provisional
GGCUGAGAGGCGGCGGUUCGUCGAAGCCCCCCGAACCAGCUCUGCAGUCAAAACCGAACUUUACGUUCAGUAGCCAUGGGAUCCAAGAGGCAAACGGUCGUGUUGUUCUUGGCGGCCCUAACCGUCGUUCUCAGCUCACCUCUGAUCAAUGAACUACAGCCCGGAGAAGAAUGGCCACAACGCAAUUCGGUAAGACAACCGGUAGCUGAUGACCAAACAGAACAGACACUGACAGAGGACUUCUCAACUGACGAUCCGGCCCCAGCCGCAGUUGUUGAAGAUGCAAUAAUAGUAGCGAAAACAAUUGAACGCGAUCAUGAGCCGAAAAAAAUUGAUUACUCCGGUUCACAAGUGUGGCAAGUUUCCACUACAAAAUCUGGAGCUCGUCAAGUAAUCGGAAGACUUCGACGAAGAAACCUGAUUUCUACAUGGGGCGGGAAUCAGUCUUCUGUGGACAUCCUUAUCAAACCGAAUGUCGUAGAAAAUAUUACACGUGUUUUCAAAAGAGAGAGCAUAGACUACAACGUCGUGAUAGAAGAUUUACAAAAGAGGAUCAAUGAGGAAAAUCCGCCGCUAGAUAACGAUGAAAUUGAACUGCAAGACAGACGAGGUCACCGAAUGACAUGGAAACAGUAUCACAGAUUAGAAGACAUUUACGGCUUUAUGGAUUACUUGGCAAAAACCUAUCCUUCUAUCAUCAGUGUGAAAUCAAUAGGAAAAUCAUUUGAAGGUCGAGAUCUUAAGAUACUCCGCAUAUCAAACGGUAAAUCAGACAACAAAGCCGUGUUCAUCGACGGCGGUAUCCACGCUCGUGAAUGGAUAAGUCCCGCAACCGUCACUUACUUUAUCUACCAGUUUGCUGAGUAUUUCGAUGUGGAAUCUGACGAUAUUAAGGGCAUCGACUGGUAUUUCAUGCCGGUCGUGAAUCCAGAUGGAUACGAGUAUACACAUACCGUGGAUCGUCUUUGGAGGAAGAACAGAAAGCCUGGUUACCGUGCUUGCACUGGUACUGAUCUCAACAGAAACUUUGGACAUCAUUGGGGAGGCAAAGGCGCAUCAAACAGUCCGUGCAGUGAAAUAUAUCGUGGAAGUAAUGCCUUUUCAGAACCAGAAACGUUAGCUUUAUCUGAAUUUAUAAAAUCAAGCGCGGCUAACUUCUCCGCAUAUGUUACAUACCAUAGCUAUGGUCAAUACAUGCUUUAUCCAUGGGGAUAUGAUAAUGCAGUGCCUCCAGACUACAAGGAUUUAGAUAAUCUUGGAAAAAAGAUGGCAGAGGCAAUCUCAAAGACCGGUGGUUCUCAAUAUCAAGUCGGUUCAUCUAGUGGUCUCCUUUACCCUGCAGCAGGUGGCUCAGAUGACUGGGCGAAAUCACAAGGAAUCAAAUACUCUUACACUAUUGAACUUAGUGACACAGGACGUUAUGGUUUUGUUCUACCUACAUCGUUCAUUGUACCCGUUGCUAAGGAAAAUUUAGCUGGCUUGAGGGUUCUUGCUAGCCAAGUUAUCAAGGAAUAAUUUAAUAUUGCCAUUGAGUAGAUAGUACUGCAUUUAUGAAUAUAAUCAUAGGAUUGAUGCAUUUAUUUUUAUAAUUAAUUAAUUAUGUGCAUAUUUAUAUUAUAUCUUAAUAAAUUCUACUUUC